CAGCUAAAGCAAAGAUGAAGUAUCAAUCAAGAAAUCAAAGCUGCUUAGUCAUAUUGUGCAAAUCAAAACAAUACUGGGAGCGAAUCUUAUUCGGGAAAUGGAUUCCGAACACGUCAAACAAAUUUCAGAGUGCUUCGUCCAGCCACACCAUGCUCCUCAAGAGUCAAAGCAGCCCUUCUACUUGGCACCUGCUGAUCUUGCCAUGCUCUCAGUACACUAUAUCCAGAAGGGGCUUCUCUUUCCCAAACCACCAGAAGCAAAACGGGAUCCGAAAAACUUCAUCGAUUCUCUGUUGCAAAGGCUCAAGCAGUCUCUUUCCGUUGCGCUCGUUCAUUUCUACCCGCUUGCAGGUCGCUUAGUGACCAAAAAAUCCGAGGACCCAGCCUCUUAUGUGGUCUAUGUGGAUUGCAACGACAGCCCUGGAGCCAAACUCAUAUAUGCAACUCUGGAGAUGUCAGUAUCUGACAUUCUUUCACCGACUGAUGUCCCGUUGGUGGUCCAAUCGUUUUUUGAUCAUGACAGGGCAGUCAACCAUGACGGGCACACCAUGUCUUUGCUGUCGAUUCAGGUCACGGAACUUGUGGAUGGUAUUUUCAUAGGGCUUUCCAUUAAUCACAGCCUUGUUGAUGGAACCUCCUUCUGGCAUUUCUUCAACGUUUGGUCUGAAAUCUUUCAAGUACAAGCACAAGAAGGUCAAAAUCAUUUUGUAGCCAACAUCUCGCGCCCACCUGUCCUCAAGCGCUGGUUUCCGGAUGGUCAUGGCCCAAUCAUCAACCUGCCCUUCAAACACUCUGACGAAUUCAUUGGCAGAUUUGAAGCUCCCCCACUCAGGGAGAGAAUGUUUCACUUCUCAUCAGAAUCCAUAGCCAAACUCAAAGCAAAGGCCAACGCGGAGUCUGACACCACCAAAAUCUCUUCCUUCAAGUCCUUAUCUGCCCUUCUCUGGCGUACCAUUACUCGCGCGCGUUGUCUGGCACCAGAUCAAGGAACCAGCUGCAGGUUGGCUGCGAAUAACAGAGGAAGAAUAGACCCACCGUUGUCUGGAGACUACUUUGGGAACUCAAUUCACCCCGUUAAAUCAGAAACUGUUGCAGCAGGUGAGUUGCUGGAGCAUGGGAUUGGAUGGGCAGCAUGGAAGUUGCACGAGGCAGUGGUUAACCACGAUGACAAGGUGAUACGAGGGCAAGUUGAUGCGUGGCUGAAGUCUCCCUCUGUGUACCUGGUAAGCUAUUUUGAUCCACUAAGCGUGAUGAUGGGGAGUUCACCAAGAUUCAACAUGUAUGGAAACGAAUUUGGAAUGGGAAAAGCGCUAGCGCUUCGAAGCGGAUACGCACACAAGUUCAGUGGGAAAGUUUCAGCGUAUGAAGGACGCGAAAAAGGAAGCAUAGACUUGGAGGUGUGUCUUCCACCUGAUGCAAUGAGUGCUCUUGAAUGUGACAAGGAGUUCAUGGAAGCCGCAUCCGUACCGCAGUAUUAGUUACGUACCUUGUUCAUCUGCAAAAUUUGUAUGCUGCAAAUUAAAUGUAACAGAAAAAGAAUAUUUCAUGAAUAAGUGCUUAUUUCAGAAGAUUUGAAUGAAACAAUUUUCACAAUAAAGUUUAGACAUAAUUACCUAUA
This is a messenger RNA of Pyrus x bretschneideri (Chinese white pear), 1617 nucleotides long. RefSeq lists its product as uncharacterized. Lineage: Eukaryota; Viridiplantae; Streptophyta; Magnoliopsida; Rosales; Rosaceae. The coding region runs from base 98 to 1477 and encodes 459 amino acids. The record is from RefSeq and is a predicted model, not a curated record. The transcript has 2 exons.